Messenger RNA from Mucor mucedo, 795 nucleotides. RefSeq lists its product as uncharacterized. The record is from RefSeq and is a predicted model, not a curated record. NCBI's taxonomy places the organism in Eukaryota, Fungi, Mucoromycota, Mucoromycetes, Mucorales, Mucoraceae. The transcript is spliced from 4 exons. Gene Ontology annotation, molecular function: protein binding. Bases 8 to 730 code for a protein of 240 amino acids.
AAAAGUCAUGGCUGUCAUUGAAGAAAUUGUCGAGGAACCCAUUGUCGAGAUUCCUCAAGCCGAAGCACCUAAAGAGGUUGUAGACCUUCCUAAACCAGUACCUCAUCCUGAUCAGGAUGGCGAUAUAUUUUUUGAAACCGAAGAGUAUCCAGCAGAAGAGUUAAAAGAGCUGAUUAGACAGUCUAUGGAAUACAAGGCCAAGGGAAACGCAUUUUUUGGGCAGGGAGAGUAUAAGAAAGCUAUUGACGAAUACGAGAAUGCCUUAAUGACAUGUCCCGAGUCAGUGUAUAAAGAACGAGCUAUUUAUUUUGGAAAUAUUGCAGCGUGUCAUUUAAAACAGAAUGAACUUAAAGAAGCUCGGGAUAUGUGUUCCCAGGCACUUAUUUUGGAUCCAAAGUAUACAAAGGCUUUACUUCGCAGGGCUCAGGCCAACGAGAAAAUAGGCACAUCCACUGCCAUGACAGAAUCCCUAGAGGACUUCAAGAAAUUAAAGCAAUCCACAAGCGAUGCAUAUACCCUUCGUGAAUGUCGACGAGCAGAAAAUGAAUUACCAAAGAAAAUCAAGGAAAAAAUGGAAGCUGAAAAAGAGGAAAUGAUGGGGAAAUUAAAGGAUUUGGGAAACACUUUGUUGGGUAAAUUUGGUCUUUCAACAGACAAUUUUCAGUUGCAGCAAGAUCCUGCAGGAAGUGGUGGCUACAGCAUGAAUUUUGUCAAUUCUCCCUCUAAAUAAAACCUGCCUUUGUAAAAUUAAAAAGAGAGAGAGAGAAAAAAAAAAAGCUGUUUAUUAAAAAAAUU